Messenger RNA from Solanum dulcamara, 2186 nucleotides. RefSeq names its product exocyst complex component EXO70B1. Lineage: Eukaryota; Viridiplantae; Streptophyta; Magnoliopsida; Solanales; Solanaceae. Gene Ontology annotation, cellular component: exocyst. The coding region runs from base 148 to 2109 and encodes 653 amino acids. Gene Ontology annotation, molecular function: phosphatidylinositol-4,5-bisphosphate binding. The transcript has a single exon. The record is from RefSeq and is a predicted model, not a curated record. Gene Ontology annotation, biological process: exocytosis.
UGGUUCUCAAUCAAAUCAAUUUUGUUCCUUUUCUUGAUUCCUCUCAUUUUUCAUCACUCAACCCUAUUGCUUCUUACAUUAUUAUUUUUUCAAUCUAUCGACCCCUUUCUAUUUUUCUUGAUCUAGAAAUUAUUCAUUAUAGCAAAAAUGGUGAAGAAUGACCUAGAUAAAAAUGGUAGCUUUACAGGCAGCCCGAAACCACCUCAUCCGACCGAUCCAGACUCAAGAAAGAGCAGCCAGGAAGAGCUGGAACACUCCUUGAAUCAUCACAAUGAUCAGGAUGUUAAGAAAUUAUCGGAAGAUAUUGAUCGAUUCAUCGAUGUACUUACCACAUGUCAUGAUAAAUCAAAUCCCCCUGAUGUCCCUGAAAUCGUUGAGACGUUCUUCAAAAUCAUCGAAUCGAAGAUCAUCAAGCAUAGUACUCGUGAAAGUUCGGCUACAAAAUUUUGCAAGAUGGAGGAGGACAACUUUUUCGUAGAAGCAGUGUCACGUUUAUCCAAAUUGACAAAUUCCUUGAGUGAAUUUCCUUCAGGUUCGUUGAACAGAACGAGCAUGGUCCUACAACGGGUCAUGACGUUCAUGGAAGAAGAUUUGAGAGCCUUGUUAGAAGAUUCUUCUUCAAGUGUUAAAGUUUAUAAAAACUCUUCCUUCAAUUCAAACAGGCUACUAGUUGAUGGGGAAGCAUGUAGUUUAACCCUUUCGGAAUCCAAUGGAGAGGAGGAAUAUCCGUCAUUUCCUCCUGACGCGGUGACAAGAAUGAACCGAAUUGUCUCUGCCAUGAUCUUGGCUGGCUAUGAAACAGAAUGUUGUCAAGUGUACUCGAUUUCGAGAAGAAAUGCAUUUGUUGAACAAAUGAAAAAGCUCGAAUUCGAGAAGAUAAACAUGGAGGAUGUGCAAAGAAUGCAAUGGGAUUCUUUAGAAGGAGAGAUUACGCGGUGGAUCAGAGUUGUAAAAAGUUGUUCAACAACUCUGUUCCCCGGUGAAAAGAGACUCGGGGACUCUGUUUUCUCCGAGUCUCCAAUGAAUUCUCAAUACCUAUUUAGCAACCUGGCUCGCGCCAUUGUCAUCCAGCUUCUUGACUUUGCUGAGGCUGUAACCAUGACCAAACGCUCCGAGGAGAAGCUCUUCAAAUAUCUAGACAUGUAUGAAGCUCUACGUGAUCUCAUUCCAUCCAUCAAAAACUCGUGUUCAAAUGAAUGUGAGAACGAAUUGAAUUCAGAGAUUCAAGCUACAACAGACAGGUUAGGAGAAGCAGCUUUGAGUAAAUUCUGUGAUCUGGAAAAUUCCAUAAAAAACGACGUUGCAAGGACACCGGUCCCUGGAGGGGCAGUGCACCCCUUAACGCGUUAUGUCAUGAAUUAUUUAAAAUAUGCUUGUGAAUACAAAGUCACCCUAGAGCAUAUUUUCCAGCAACACGUAAAAUUCGAAGAAUCCAAUGUCAAUGCCAAAUUGAAACCAACAUUGGAGGUAGAGUCAGAGAAUGAUAGCCCACAUUUUAAUUCCGAGACAGUAGCUCGGACAACGCCAUUCUCAAUACAGCUCGUGACGAUAAUGGACCUUUUGGACACGAAUCUUGAAGCAAAAUCAAAUCUUUACAGAGACCCCGCGUUACGUGACAUUUUCCUAAUGAACAAUGGUAGGUACAUUUUACAAAAAGUGAAAGGUUCCGAGGAGAUACAUCAAGUGAUGGGCGAUACGUGGUGUAGGAGACGAUCAACGAUCGUUAGGCAUUACCACAAGAACUACCAGAGGGAAACAUGGGGUAAAGUACUCCAAAUCCUAUCACACGAUGGAAUGCAAGUGCACGGGAAAGUGGCGAAGACAACAGUAAAAGAAAGGUUCAAGAAUUUCAACACGAUUUUCGAUGAAAUACAUAGGAAUCAGACUACUUGGGUUGUAAGUGAUGAGCAACUUCAAUCGGAGCUUCGAGUCUCGAUAUCAGCAUUGGUAAUUCCAGCUUAUAGAUCAUUUUAUGGGAGAUUUAGACAGUAUUUGGAUAAUGCAAAGCAAGCAGAGAAGUAUAUAAAGUAUCAGCCAGAGGAUAUUGAAACAUUGAUUGAUGAUUUCUUUGAUGGUAAUUCCACAUCAAUGGCCAGGAGGAAGACUUAAGUUUGUGAUAUUUAUAUUCAUAGUAGUGAGCAGAGUUGAUAAUUUUGUAUGACAUGUUAUUAAUUAUUGUAUUUCAU